This is a messenger RNA of Contarinia nasturtii (swede midge), 1930 nucleotides long. RefSeq names its product bifunctional lysine-specific demethylase and histidyl-hydroxylase NO66 (gene NO66). Bases 93 to 1793 code for a protein of 566 amino acids. The record is from RefSeq and is a predicted model, not a curated record. Gene Ontology annotation, cellular component: nucleolus. The transcript is spliced from 9 exons. NCBI's taxonomy places the organism in Eukaryota, Metazoa, Arthropoda, Insecta, Diptera, Cecidomyiidae. Gene Ontology annotation, molecular function: histone H3K36 demethylase activity; histone H3K4 demethylase activity.
AAGUCGGUGCAGGCAGACCACGUGAAUAACAAACGCGGUCCGCUAUAUUUUGUUGUCGUUUCGCGAAGUUUGUUACUGUUGAGAUAGGAAAAAUGGAAAACCAAUCAGCAUUUGUUGCGUAUCAAGCAGCGGGUCUGAGUGCUAAUAAAGCUCAGAAAUCGGCCAAGCAAAAGAAACAGAAUAAAAGUACGAAUGCCAAAGUACAUUUCAAAGUUCCAUCACCGAAAAAACGCAAACACACAGAAGUUUCCAGUGCACAACCAGCACAAUCCAAAUCGAAUGGUACAGCAAGCUCCCCAAUCACCAACGGAAAUACAACACCGCAAUCGAAAACAAAGAAAAAGAAGAAGUCAGAUCAACAAGCUCAUACGUCAAAUGUCAGUAACGGUACAUCGGUUCACUUAAAUGAAAUGGCAUCCAUUGCAACAACAUCGUCGACUCACGAUUUGAAUUUAUCGAGUGUGGAAAAUGGUGACAAGGCAUUUGCACACCUACUACAUGGCUACGGUGUCAAGGCAUUUAUGGCAAACAAUUGGGAAAAACAACCGUUGUAUAUUUCGCGCGAACAUAAUCGUGGUCAUUAUGCCAGUUUAAAGGUGUCUACAGAAGCGAUCGACGAAAUGUUGCGGAACAAUAUUGUGGAAUACACGAAAAAUCUUGAUGUUACAUCUUAUGAGAAUGGGGUACGUGAGACGCACAAUCCAGAUGGACGCGCGUUGCCAGGUUCGGUGUGGGAGUUCUAUCGUACCGGUUGUAGUGUUCGUCUGCUCAAUCCACAAACGUUCAUCGGUCCAUUGCACAAGUUCAAUGCAACACUUCAGGAGUAUUUUCACUGUCUAGUUGGUGCAAAUAUUUACUUGACACCGCCAAAUAGUCAAGGCUUUGCACCCCACUACGAUGACAUCGAGGCAUUCGUUUUGCAAAUCGAAGGUCAAAAGGAAUGGCUGCUGUAUCCGCCACGCACCGAAGAUGAAAAAUUACCACGCGAAUCAAGUGGUAAUUUUCAACAAGAUGAAAUUGGUGAACCAAAGUUCCGGGAAAUUCUAUCGCCCGGCGAUAUGCUGUACUUCCCACGAGGCUGGAUUCACCAAGCCAAAACCGUAUCAAAUCAUCAUUCAUUGCACAUCACAUUGAGCGUGUACCAAAAGAAUGCAUUUGCUGAUCUUUUUGAAGAGUUGACGAAACAAGCAUUGAAAACGGCCAUCGAAAAAAAUGUGAAUUUCCGAAAGGGAUUACCGGUUGACAUUUGGAAUCAAUUUGGCGAAACGUACUCCGAAUUUAACGACUUGAGCGCUCGGCGAAAACAAAUCAAAACUCAUCUGAUUACCAUGUUCAAAGAAAUACAAAAUUACCUGGAUAUCGAUAGCGCAGUUGAUAAACUAGCUACAAAGUAUCAAUUCGACGCUCUCCCACCGGUGCUGGGCACAAUGGAAAAGGUGCGAACAUGCUUUGGAACGAAGCCAUUGUUGAAUAAUAAUGGAGAUAUUGUUAUGCCAGAAAUGGAUGAAGAGACAGAAGUUCGGCUUCUUCGCGCGCACAUUGUCCGAUUGACAAAAGUUGACGGGGCGUACAAUUUGUACUAUCACGUUGACAAUUCAAAAGAAUACCAUGGUAGUGACCUGAAUUUUGUCGAAGUUGAAGAAGCCACAACGGGCGUUGUAAAAAAAUUGAUUCACUUUUACCCAAAAUACGUGAAAAUUGCAAAUCUUUCGAACAACAUCGAAGAAUCUAUGGCAGUCGUCGGUAGUUUAUGGGAACGAGGCUUGAUCAUGACCAAAAAUUCAUUGGAAUAAAUAAUAAAUUGCUUAGGCUAAAAUCUCUUACGAUUAGAGAUAAUCUUAAACAAUUUUAUUAUAAUAUACAAUAUUUUGUUAACGACACAUACAAUAUUCACACAACUUAUUUUCCAAUAAAAUUAAAAUUAAUAAGA